Exaiptasia diaphana is the source of this 1478-nucleotide messenger RNA. RefSeq names its product steroid 17-alpha-hydroxylase/17,20 lyase. Gene Ontology annotation, biological process: progesterone metabolic process; hormone biosynthetic process. The record is from RefSeq and is a predicted model, not a curated record. NCBI's taxonomy places the organism in Eukaryota, Metazoa, Cnidaria, Anthozoa, Actiniaria, Aiptasiidae. Gene Ontology annotation, molecular function: steroid 17-alpha-monooxygenase activity; heme binding; iron ion binding. Bases 1 to 1437 code for a protein of 478 amino acids. The transcript has a single exon.
AUGUUUGUCGACGCCAUAGUUUUACUUGUCUUGUUGGUUGUGUUCAUCACAUACCUGAAACAAAGGAAAACCAAACUGCGCUCACCUCCAGGCCCCUAUCCGUACCCAAUACUCGGUAAUUUUCCACAUUUAGGGCCUGUGCUCCACACCUCACUAACUGAAUUAAGCAAGAGAUUUGAUGACGGAUUAUUUCAGCUUCAUUUGAUGGGUAAAAACAUUGUUGUUAUCAACAAAGGAAGUCUUGCCAAACACGUGAUUAUAUCUGAAGGAAGCAACGUAGGCGAUAGAACGACUGCRCAUGUCAUCGACGUCAUGACCAGAAAUGGAUGUAGUGUUAUAUUUGGAAAGUAUGGUCCCACAUGGAAGAAUCAACGAAAAAUWAUCCACUCAGGGUUGAGGUACUUUAAAAAAGAUAUCAACAAACUUAUUAUGAACGAAACGACAAUCUUGAUUGAAAACAUCAAGAGAACCAAUCAAAAACCCUUUGACCCCAAAUUACCCAUAACACUUUGUGUCAUGAAUAUUAUUUGUUUUCUAACAUACGGUCAGCGGUAUGAUCUAGAAGACGAGGAAUUUCUUCAAAUYAUCAGAAAUGCGGAGGAACUAUCAGAGAUUGCGUCACCAAAGAAUCCACUUAUCUUGUUGCCAUGGCUGCGGUAUUUUCCUUUUCAGAUGGUUAAACAUAUGAAWGAUGUCAUCAAGGAGAGGGAUGACGUCAUCAAGAGGAAGGUUUGUCAGCAUGUCGACAGCUACAAGGAAGGAGUGAUAAGAGAUCUAACCGAUUACAUGUUGAAAUCAAUGGACAAUUCAAGUUCUUUGACAAAAGAUCACUUAGAAAUGGCAGUGAGUGAUGUCUUUCUUGCUGGCUUUGAAACAACAACAACAACUUUACGAUGGAUUCUGCUGUAUCUUGUACUCUACCCUGAAGUUCAAGCAAAAAUUCAUCAAGAAAUGGAUGAYGUGAUGUCUAACUUGCAGACAACAGCUAUAGARGAAUCGAAAUURCCUUUUCUAGAAGCAACCAUCAAAGAAGUCAUGCGCAUUAGCCCUGUCUUCCCAUUAAUWAGACGCAAAGCUACCAGCGACYUCAAGAUAAAAGGAUAUGAUAUUCCAAGAGGGACGUUUGUUUAUGUAAACUCAUGGGCCAUUCACCAUGACCCUGAUGACUGGGAGAACCCCAAUGAAUUUAGACCCGAGAGGUUCCUAGACAAAGAUAACAAGGACGGCUGUGUGCUCCCAUUCGGUGCUGGAGUCAGGGUCUGCRUUGGGAAAUCUUUGGCCAAGUCAGAAUUAUUUCUAAUAGUCUCUUGUCUUCUUCAGCAUUUUAAGUUUGUCCUUCCAGAGAAUGGUGAGCUGCCGAGCACGAAUGGUGUAGCGAGUACGGUGUAUUGGCCAAAGCCUUUCAAGGUGUGUGCAAUAGAACGACUUCAUCGCUAGGAGACGACGCUGGCUUACAUUAGUGACAAACUUUCGCAGAC